This is a messenger RNA of Pollicipes pollicipes, 2347 nucleotides long. It is a transcript of the gene Slh, whose product is annotated as sec1 family domain containing Slh. Lineage: Eukaryota; Metazoa; Arthropoda; Thecostraca; Pollicipedomorpha; Pollicipedidae. The coding region runs from base 155 to 2044 and encodes 629 amino acids. The transcript is spliced from 14 exons. The record is from RefSeq and is a predicted model, not a curated record. Gene Ontology annotation, biological process: vesicle-mediated transport.
UAAUCUGUGCUGUUUGCAUUAGCAUCAGGGUAGAAUGGCCGGAUAAGAGUGAUGGUGUUCGAUGAGUGCUGUUGAUAGUGAAUUAUGCAAAACACCAAAUAAUUUGUUUUCAUUUCAUCUCUCCCCUUAACGUUAAGUGAGGUCUGUUAUCACCAUGGCUGCCAGUCUAAGGGAAAAACAGAUUGUGGCGGUCAAGAAGCUCUUGAACCUGAAUGCCCCUCUGGUCAAUUCAGCAGCAUCAGAGCCUGUGUGGAAAAUAUUGGUCUAUGACAAGUAUGGCCAGGAUGUUAUAUCUCCCAUCAUGGCAGUGAAGGAGCUGAGAGAACUGGGUGUUACUCUACACUUGCCGCUGCACUCGGUCAGAAACACGGUGCCGGACGCGCCGGCCAUCUACCUGUGCGUGCCCAGCGACGAGAACCUGCGCCGGAUCUGCCAGGACCUGGCUGACAAUGUGUACGACUCGUACUACUUCAACUUCCUGGCGCCCAUCUCGCGCCAGAAGCUGGAGGAUCUGGCCACGGCGGCACUACAGGCCAACUGUGCCGGUGCUAUCAAAAAGGUUUUUGAUCAGUACGUGCACUUCAUAUCACUGGAGAAGGACAUGUUUGUCCUCCGUCACCAUGGUAACGACACAACCUCCUACUAUGCCCUGAACCGAGGCGACGUCAAGGACACGGAGAUGGACGUCAUGAUCAACGGCAUGGUGGACAGCUUGUUUGCCGUCUGCGUGACGCUAGGCACCGUGCCCAUCAUCCGCUGUCCGCGCAACAACGCGGCCGAGAUGGUGGCCGAGCGGCUGGACCGGCGGCUGCGCGAGAACCUGCGCGACGCGCGCAGCUCGCUCUUCAGCGGCGACGCGCUGGCCGGCGGCCAGUACGCCUUCCAGCGGCCGCUGCUGGUGGUGCUGGACCGCAACAUGGACCUGGCCACGCCGCUCCACCACACCUGGACGUACCAGGCGAUGGCGCACGACGUGCUGGAGCUGCGCCUGAACCGGGUGACGGUGGAGGAGACCAGCGGCGAGGAGGAGCGGCGCACCACCAAGACCAAGACCUUCGACCUGGCGUCCACCGACGAGUUCUGGCAGCAUCACAAGGGCAGUCCGUUCCCGAUGGUGGCUGAGGCGGUGCAGGAGGAGCUGGACCGGUACCGCGCCUCCGAGGGAGAGGUCAAGCAGCUGAAGCACGCCAUGGGUCUGGACGGCGAGUCGGACGAGGCCAUCAGCCUGCUGACGGACAACACGGCCAAGCUCACGUCGGCCGUCUCCUCGCUGCCCGAGCUGCUGCAGCGCAAGCGGCUCAUCGACGCCCACACCACCAUCGCCACUGCGAUCCUGGAGCAGAUCAAGCGGCGCAAGCUGGACGCUUACUUUGAGACGGAGGAGAAGUUGCUGUCACGCUCGCCGCCCGAGCGGCCGCUGGUCGAGCUGCUGCGCGACCCUGAGAUGGGCUCGGCAGACGACGCGCUGCGCCUCUUCCUCAUGCACUACGUCAGCGCCGAGGAGGUGGCCGAGACGGAGCUGGAGCAGUGCGUUCAGGCGCUGCGGGAGCGCGGCGCCGACCUUGGCGCCGUGCAGUUCGCCAAGCGCUGGAGACUUUACAACAGAAUGCCGACCAGCACCAAUCAGUACCUGGGCAGCGGCACCAAGACGGUCAACAUGUUCAGCAAGCUGAUGUCGCAGGGCAGUCAGUUCGUCAUGGAGGGCGUCAAGAACCUGGUCGUCAAAAAACACAACCUGCCGGUGACACGCAUCGUGGACGCCCUGAUGGAGCAGAAGAGCAUGCCGGAGGUCGAGGAGUACCGCUACCUGGACCCCAAACUGCUGCGUCCGGACGCCGGCGCCGUGCGCUCGCGCAACACAUUCCAGGAGGCUGUCGUGUUCGUGGUGGGCGGUGGCAACUACAUCGAGUACCAGAACCUGGUCGACUACACCAAGAGCAAGACGAGCACGGCGACGAAGCGGGUGAUAUAUGGCUGCUCGGAUCUCCAAAACGCCACACAGUUUCUGCAGCAGCUUGGCGAGCUGGGAAAUGAAAUGCAGUAGGUCAUAUCCGGUGGACACUUCAACAUCAGGAGCAUAUACGAGAGGACUGUUGGGUGGAAUGUGGCGUUUUGGACGCGGGCCGAGGAAAGGCCCUACACGCAAAAUGGUGGGCGGGUAUGUUUUUAUUGUGACAGUGCCCGGUUUCUGGUGGAAGGAAAUUAUGUAUUCUCGUCCGUUGUGAGCGGUCGAGUGUUUUUCGUUCCUUGUUUCGGCUGGUUCAUUUUCCCGAAGACGUUUUAAGGAAGGGAAACGUCGCCUUGUACCCGAGCUGCUUCGUGCUAGAAUACAUGUAUUUAUAUCAGC